Physella acuta is the source of this 4236-nucleotide messenger RNA. RefSeq names its product neurofilament medium polypeptide. The record is from RefSeq and is a predicted model, not a curated record. Lineage: Eukaryota; Metazoa; Mollusca; Gastropoda; Physidae. Gene Ontology annotation, cellular component: Golgi membrane; Golgi apparatus.
GUCGCCAUGUUGUUUUUAAUGGCCGACUUGUCACUACAGUAGCCGUUUCCUUGUGGAGUACACAACUUUUUCUACAAGUUUAUCGAUAACAUUUCAAAUCUGGAAGAACUAAAAUCUGUCACAAUGCAUGGUCGGGGAGGAUUUCCGAUUAAAAAUGUUAUAUAUGCGGUUUUUAUUAUGUUGCUAAUAUAUAUGACGUAUCUGUACAACGGUUCGCAGAACCGUCUUCGAGACGCAGAGAUGAACGGAAUGCGUUUUAAACGGGAAUCUGAAGAAAAACUAACAGAAAUUCAAGAUCUUAUUAAAGCAAAAGACAGAUUUCAAGAAGCUUGUAAAAAUGAAAAGGGUGAACUAAAUAAUAGAAUCAAAUCAAUAAAUCAACAGCACACUAUGCUUCAGAGUCAGUACAAAGAGAUUGAGUCAGAUCUGAUGAAACUUAAAGAUGAUAUGGAAAAAAUGAGAUUGGAAAAUGAGGAUGAGAAGAGUCAGCACCUUCAAGAAUUCCAAACUCUGAAGCAGGAGAAAGAAAAUGAAAUAACAGCAUGUAAAGAUGAAGUGGCUAACUUAAAAAGAUCGAGUGACCAGAAGGUCAUUGAGCUUGAAUCUAAACUUGUGGAGCUGAAAAACAAAAUCUCAGAAGAUGAGUUAUCUAAAAUGAGUCUUUCUAAGAAGCAGCAUGAAGCGGAUGUUAAUCUUGCACAUAGUUUACAGAAAAACUAUUAUGCUCUUCAGGAAGCUCAAAAAAGUCUUGUUGCUGAAAAUUCUAGACUUCAACAAGCUCAUAACCAGCUUCAGCUAAAUAACCAACAGCCACCUAGAGCUGUAGAAACAAAGAUCAAUAUGGACCCAGUAGGCAAUAAUUUUCUGAAUGGACCAACUGCCGCAGUGCAGAAUAUGAAGAUUGACAACCUAGACAGAGAGCAACAGAAAGACAAUCUAGAUCAGGUCAAACCUGAUGAGAGCCAAAGGGAUAAAAGUCCAGAUGACAAUGGUGGAAAAUUAUAUGAGGAUCCUGCUCAUCGCUUGGUUGCAAACAACAACCAUGAUCUUAGUUUUAAAAGGGAAUCAGUUAUAGGAAAUGACAAUAAGGACCUAGGUGUUAGAAGAGAAACUCCCCUAUCUUUUGAUAUGAAAGACCAUCUUGCUUUAAAGACAAAUUUUAAAGCUGGAGGUAAUGCUGAUUUAGAUGAAAUGAAUGCUCAUCACCAAGUUAGACCACCGGUUAAUAACGGCCUAGACAAUGAUAAUGAACAAAUCAGAAAUGGUCUGGACACUAAUCAAGAUGAGAGACCAGAGAUAAAUCCUAAUGAUGCACAAAAAGGACAAAUCCUUGGGCCAUAUCUAGGCAAAGAUAAAGAUGAGCAGAGAAAUGAAGGUCACAGGGAAAACUCCAGGAGGGAAGAUUACAACAUGGACACAGGAGUGAAGGUAGAUGAGGAUGAUAAUGAUGUUGUCCAGGAGCAUAAGGCUCCUUUGGCUUUAGGUCAGAUCCAGGAACCUAAUGCAAUGGAUAAUGGACUGGACGGUGCCAAGAGCAAGGUUGAUGGGCAACAGAUGCCACCAAUUAUAAAUGAAGAGAAUGAAAGAAAUGAAAAUGCUGCUGGUUUUAAGGAUCUGAAUCCAGUGAAAAGAAAGGAAAACCAGUACUUUGGAGAAGAUGGAAAUGCUCAAAAGUUGGAUAUCGGUGAGGAGGAACAGCAAGGUGAAGAUGAACAAGACAGAGAAGGGAGGGAUGAUCGGGAUCAGUUCCCAGAGGACCAAGCCAACCAAGAAAAUGAUAACCAAGAUUUAGACGCUGCUAACAACUAAGGAAUUUUCCUUAACCUGUUGUGCAGCUAACAAGGAAUCGUUGAAAGUUGUAAAUCCAGUGGAACCAGACAUUUAAUCAGAGCCAGGGAAACUACUGUGGAAAUGAUGGGGAGGGCUGAAAUUGUCUAACUGCCUGUAGGAGAACAUGUUUUUAUUUCAAUAUCAAAAUAUGUUGAUGCAAUGUCAAGUGCUCAAUAACAAAUAGAAAUACAAUGGUAUGCUUUCAGACUUGUGAGAUUAGUAGUAGUUCUUUGAUUUGUUUUUGAAUUUCAUUCCAAAUAAUAUUUUGCAAAUUCUUUUUAGAUUUUUUUUAAAAUCUCUUAUUAAAUGUUCUUUCUCAACCUGUCCAUUAUCUGCCAAAGGUGGAUUUAAAUAGUUACUUGGUUAACCCUAUGAUUUUUUUUACACUUUAUUAUAUUCCAUGUGUACAGCAAGCAUCCGGGGAUAUAUUUUUAUGGUGUUUUUUUGUAGCCCUUGUACAUAUUUUCUAGAAUCCAGUGGGUUUCAAGUUGUUAGUAUGUGUUCAUUGUUGUCCUAGGUAUGUAUAGGUUAAACAUGUAAACAGCUCUUGAAGCCAGUCUUUUUGCAUCUGAUCCUGCUUGUGUAACUCAAAUCUUAAUCCAAGUGGAUUUUUUGUUAUUUCUAGCUGUCAUUGAAUAAGCCAUUUAUUGGGUCUGAUGUUUUUUGAUGAUUUAUGGCUGGAGAACAAAAAGGUUCCUAUAUUAUCUGGGAAAAAAAACAGUAUCUUCUAUCCAGCUGUAGCAAAAACAAGUUAAAAAUUAAAUUUUCCAUUUUAUUAUAAAAGGCUGAUAGCAAAAAAUUGACUAUAAUUCAAUGUCCAUUGAAGUAGAUUAAAACAUAGCGUUUAUAAUUUUAUCAGUUGUUUUUUCUCCCCACCCCAAACCUUACCCAACCUGCUCCCUUCGUAGUUAAAUUUUCAUGAACAAAAUAGUAGCUCUACUAAGUUUAAUGACAAUGUUGUUGAUGAUGUGGUGUUGUUUCUUUUUUAACUAUAAGAAAAUAUUUUGCAACUAUCCUCCAGUGUGAUAUAAAUGAUAUCCAAAUGUAGUAAGAAUAUUCUAUUCUUGAAUUAAUUAAACUGUUACUAGCUUUACUUUCAUUUCUAAAUCUGUAAAAUAUCUGGGUUUUUUUAUUGAAUUGAAUUAAAAUUCAAUUUACUAUGUAUGUGACUCGCAAUUAAGGUGUUUCAUCUUUUCAUGCAGUUUGUGAAAUAUCCAUUAUCUGCAAUUCAUAUUUAAAUGUGUUAAGGUAUGCUGAAGGAGCUAAACUGUUGUGAUUUAUGGAUUGCGUAUAGAUCUAUAUUGUACACAUUCAUUUGAUGUUUUGGAGCAUAUGAGCCUUAAAAUGUGUGCUGUAUGUUUAAAAUUUGAGGUCAUGAUGAAAGUUGACUGAUUGGAGUUUGUGUACAAAUAUUAAGAGACUAUUACGGUAUUUUUAUUUUUAUACAUUCAAUUUUAUUUUUUUUAUUUUCCAUGUUUAGAAAUUUGAUUUAAUUAAGCUUUAUACUAAUGUGCUAUAUUAUUUCAUAUGUAUGGUGAAAAAAAAGAUUCUUGGGUUGAACUUUUCCUUGGGAUACUAAAGUGACUAAAUGUAUUGAUAAUUAUAUUUAAUGAUCAACUAUAUUUGCCUUGGUUAUUGAUCUGUUAGUUAAGUUCUUUUCAAAGUACCAAGUGAUACUGUUAUUACUUGACUAAUUAGGAUUCAACAGAACUUUCACAUUAUUUUCAGCUUAAUUGUUAAAACACUAUUAUGCUUGAACCUGAUAACUUUUAAAAAAUUGUCAUCAAGAUUUUAAUGAAUCUAGCUUUAUUCUUUCAUUUUAAGUACCUAAGAUAUAGUUUUCAACAUAUUUUUUUUCUCUGAUUAGAUCUUGUGAUAAUGGUCUGCAAAACUGUGAUUUAAAUGAAGUUUUUCAAAUGAAUUGUCUGGAUAUAAAAUUUGGAAGAAGGCCCAAAUUAAAUUGAUUCUACUGCCAUUUUUAUGUAAUGUUUUAACCUUUCUGGUGUCUGCUGGUUUUCAACAACUAUACAAUUAACUAACUUUUACAUGACUAACUGGUGUUAGGGGGUAUUUGCAUUCAAUUUUAACAAAAAAUAGUGUAUCAAUGACACCAUGCAUAAUAUUUUUUAAUGUAUAUAAUCAAAUAUUAAAUUGGGUUAGAACAAGGGGGGUUGUUACCUCUGUUAGUAAUUUUCAUAUAAAUUGGUAUAAGAAUAGUUUUAUUUUCAACUUUAUAAUUUACAGCUUUAAUGUUUUAUGAAAAGGUUGGAUUCUCUUAUUUAACAGAAAUUGAUCAUUCUGAAGGUGAUGAAUGUUGUAUAAAAAUGUAACAAGGAAAUAACUUGCUAUGUUGCAUCAUAAGGCAUUGUUGUUCCAUUUUAAAAUGCACUAAAUAUUUUUCAAGAU